AGUUCACGUUACGGAGUGCUUAUAAUGGCGCAGUUCCAGUUUCUAAGACCCCUAGAGAAAAUAUUGGUCAAGCAUUCGGGAAUAGGAAAGGCAAGUGUUUGGCACGCCGUGAUCGUGACCUUUACGCACUACUUUGCCUGGGGUCUACUGAUAGUGCCCUUCAUCGAGAAACUCUCGGUAUCCUUUGGAAAUCGCGUCCUUCUCGUCGAUGGGUUGGUCUAUGGAGUCCGUGGAAUCCUGGGAUUUGUCACCACGCCUGUGAUGGGCGCCAUUUCGGAUUUUCGGGGUCGCAAAGUGGUGAUGCUGUUAGCUGUGGCCACUACCUUUUCACCGAUUCCAUUCAUGAUGAUGAAGAGCUGGUGGUUCUUCGCCAUACUCACCGUUAGCUCCGUUUGUGGCAGCACUUACUCCUCGUCCUUGGCCUAUGUGGCGGAUGUCACCAGUUUGGAGAAUAGAUCGAAUGGAUAUGGUAUUUUGGCGGCCAGCUUUGGUGCUAGCAUAGCUUUUUCCCCGCUUCUGGGCAAUUUCCUGAUGAUGUCCUAUGGAUCGGCAGCAGUGAUUUUGAUUGCGACCAUCAUUGGCCUGAUGAACAUCCUUUUUAUCAUUUUCGGAGUUCCGGAAAGUCGAGUUUUCAAAGAAAAUAGCUUCGUCUUGGAGGAAAGAUAUGACAAAGAAGAUUGGAACGAGUUACUUGAAGAAGAGGAGGAUGGGGAGAUAACCAUAAACCUUAAGGAGAGGAAACAGAUCUUAAACGGUGAGAUCUUGAAAAAUAAACCGAUCCUUGUGAUAAAGGAAGAAGAACUUACUGAAAAGGAAAUAAACGAUAGUACCAAUAGAAAAACCUCGGAUCUCUGGCAAGUUCUAAGUGAAAGUCGUAAGGAUAAAAAUUUACUAGUUAUAUACCUCAUAUCAUUCCUAUCGAUAUCUGCCUUCAACGGCGUAGACUCCACUGCGCCGGUUUAUUUGAAAACCAAUAUGGGAUUCGAGUACGAAGAGGUAUCCCUGUUGUUGGGAUUGCUAUCCUUGCUAGGGAUCACAUCGAAUCUUCUUUUGGGCUACAUUAUGAAGCUAGUUGGAGCGAAGGGAUCGAUCCGUUUGGGCCUGUUCCUCCUGCUAUCGCAACUGCUUUGCUUUGGAUUCGGAAAACGUCAUUGGAUCUUCUGGAUGAGCAGCAUAUUGGCCGCCAUGGCAACCAUUAUUCCGGCUGCCAACAAUGCGGUGGCUUCGAUUUACGCCAGUCCCGAACAUCAGGGCGCUGUCCUUGGCAUUCUCUCGGGGAUCGAGUGCUUGAGCGAGGGUCUGGGACCCGCCAUCUUCGGAGUGCUCUUCUACCUCUUUCAGGAGGAUUCGAGGGAUUCUCAACCACUGAAAUCACCCAUCUCAGCACCUUUUGUUCUAAGCGCCAUCGGGGUAAUUGUGGCCAUCCUUCUGACCAGUUUAAUUAAAAAGGAGACUCUCGAAAAGGAAGAAAAUGAAGGAACCGCGGAUGAGGAUGAACUGGAACCGCUAACGAAAAUCGUCUAUAAGGGCGAGAAAAAUGAUGGCUAUGUAAAACUAGAGAUAGAUGACUAAUACGAUUCGGACUGUAAAGAGCGUAGCUUUAAAUAAAUGUUAUUAAAUUAAUUUAAAAA
Molecule: messenger RNA, 1631 nt
Organism: Drosophila takahashii
Lineage: Eukaryota; Metazoa; Arthropoda; Insecta; Diptera; Drosophilidae
Product: hippocampus abundant transcript 1 protein
Biological process (GO): transmembrane transport
Molecular function (GO): transmembrane transporter activity
Source: RefSeq, a predicted model, not a curated record